AUGCUAAAUGCUGUUAAAAAAAAACCAAAAAAAAACCAGGAUUUCCUUAUUUGGAAAAUUGGCGCAACACGAUCUUCUCUCUCUCUCUCUCUCUCUCUCUCUCUCCCUCUCUCCCUCUCUUUCUCUGCUUGUGUGCCUUUAUCUUGCCUUCUUUCUUUCUCUCCCUCUCUAGACACCUUUCUUUCUUUCUCUCCCUCUCUCGGCACCUUUCUUUCUUUCUUUCUUUCUUUCUUUCUUUCUUUCUUUCUUUCCCCUCUCGGCACCUUUCUUUUUUUCUCUCCGUCUCUCAGCAGCUUUCUUUCUUUCUCUCCCUCAUUCGGCACCUUUCUUUCUUUCUCUCCCCUCUCCCGACACCUUUCUUUCUUUCACACCCCUCUCUCGGCACCUUUCUUUCUUUCUUUCUCUCCCCUCUCGGCACCUUUCUUUCUUUCUUUCUUUCUUUCUUUCUUUCUUUCUUUCUUUCUUUCUUUCUCUCCCUCUCUCGGCACCUUUCGUUCAUUCUCUCCCUCUCUCUCAGCACCAAGCUUUCUUUCUCUCCCUCUCUCAGCGCCUUUCUUUCUUUCUCUCUCCUCUCUCUCAGCACCUUUCUUUCUUUCUCUCCUCUCUCGGCACCUUUCUUUCUUUCUCUCCUCUCUAGACACCUUUCUUUUCUUUCACUCCCUCUCUCAGCACCUUUCUUUCUCUCCCUCUCUCAGCACCUUUCUUUCUCUCCCUCUCUCAGCACCUUUCUUUCAUUCUCUCCCCUCUCUCAGCACCUUUCUUUCUUUCUCUCCCUCUCUCGGCGCCUUUCUUUCUUUCUCUCCCCUCUCUCGGCACCUUUCUUUCUUUCUCUCCCUCUCUCGGCACCUUUCUUUCUUUCUCUCCCUCUCUAGACACCUUUCUUUCUUUCACUCCCUCUCUCGGCACCUUUCUUUCUUUCUUUCCCCUCUCGGCACCUUUCUUUCUUUCUCUCCCGCUCGACACCUUUCUUUCUUUCUCUCCCUCUCUAGACACCCUUCUUUCUUUUUCUUCCUCUCUCGAUACUUUUCCUCGUUCUCUCCCUCUCGUGGCACACUACCUCAUUCUUGA
Molecule: messenger RNA, 1068 nt
Organism: Acanthosepion pharaonis
Lineage: Eukaryota; Metazoa; Mollusca; Cephalopoda; Sepiida; Sepiidae
Source: the annotation of a GenBank genome assembly